AGUGCAGAAGAAGAAAUAAUGGCGACACUUGUGGGGUCCGAGUCCCCCAGUUCUGGAGGAAAACCAAGUCAUCGUAAAAGUAAUAUCGUCGCGAAGCUCACGGCCAGCAAAAUCACCGGGCGCAGUUUCGUCCGAGGGACGCAGCUGCCAGGAGGCCUGCUCCAGGAGAGGGAUAAACGGGCAAAGUGGAAUGGCAUUCCCACAUUGCUACAGAAGCUCUACGAGAGCAGCCAUCCCAACAGUGACCUCUCUCAAGCCCACAGCCUUCUCACGAUGUUGUCCUCCGACCUGUCAAUGGAGGCCAUGUCGUUUGUCACGGAGGAUAGAAAAGCGGCUCAGGAAUCCACCUUCCCCAACACAUACAUCUUUGACUUGUUUGGAGGAGUCGAUCUGCUGGUGGAAAUCCUGAUGAGGCCCACUCUUACGAUGCAGAAGAAAAAGCCGAAAAUGAAUGAUGACCUGGUCAAGGACUGCCUUAGUGUUCUGUACAACUGUUGUAUAUGUACGGAGGGCGUCACAAGAAGCCUGGCAGCGCGGGAUGACUUUGUCUUGUUUCUCUUCUCUUUGAUGACCAACAAGAAGACGUUUCUUCAGACAGCAACUCUGAUCGAAGAUAUUCUUGGUGUCAAAAAGGAGAUGAUCCACUUAGAAGGGAUCCCAAAUUUGUCUGGCCUGGUCCAGAGUUUUGAUCAGCAGCAGCUCGCCAACUUCUGCCGCAUCCUGUCAGUCACCAUUUCAGAGCCCGAUGUGGGAAACGAUGACAAGCACACCCUGCUCGCCAAGAACGCCCAGCAGAAGCGAAACGCCAGUCCGUCGAGAGCCGAGGUGAAUCAAGUGACGCUGCUGAACAUCCCCGGUUUUAUUGAGCGCCUGUGCAAGUUGGCCACGAGGAAAGUCUCUGAGGCCACCGGCGCCAACUUCCUGCAGGAGCUGGAGGACUGGUACACUUGGCUGGACAAUGCUCUGGUGCUUGAUGCCCUCAUGCAGAUGGCCACUGAGGAGGCGGAGCAAAGCAGCACAGAAUCUUCAGACGAGAGUUCACUGGCCACCAGUCCGCUCAGGCAUCGCCUUCCCCAGUCCAUGAAGAUCGUCCAUGAAAUCAUGUAUAAAGUAGAAGUGCUUUACGUGCUCGGCGUCCUCCUGAUGGGGCGACAGCGGAACCAGGUUCACAAGAUGCUGGCAGAAUUCCGACUCAUCCCGGGGCUGAAUAACUUGUUUGAUAAGCUGAUCUGGAGGAAGUACACGGCGUCCAACCACGUGGUGCACGGCCAGAACGAGAACUGCGAUUGUAGCCCGGAAACCUCUUUCAAAAUACAGUUUUUGCGGCUUCUCCAAAGUUUCAGCGACCACCACGAAAACAAGUACCUCCUGCUGAACAGCCAGGAGCUGAACGAGCUGAGCGCCAUCUCCAUGAAGGCCAACAUCCCUGAGGUGGAGGCGCUGGUCAACACAGACCGAAGCCUGGUGUGUGACGGGAAGAAGGGCCUCCUCACGCGCCUCAUCAGUGUGAUGAAGCGGGAGCCUCUGGACUCCUCUUUCAGGUUCUGGCAGGCGAGAGCUGUGGAGAGUUUCCUCCGUGGAGCCACCUCGUAUGCAGACCAGAUGUUCCUCUUGAAACGAGGGCUGCUGGAGCACAUUCUGUACUGCAUCAUCGACAGCGGCUGCACGUCCAGAGACGUUCUGCAGAGCUACUUCGACCUGCUGGGCGAGCUCAUGAAGUUCAACAUCGACGCCUUCAAAAGAUUCAACAAAUACGUCAACACGCCGGAGAAGUUCCAGGCCUUCCUGACCCAGAUCAACAGCUCUCUGGUGGACUCCAACAUGCUGGUGCGCUGCAUCGUCCUCUCGCUGGACCGGUUCGAGAGUCAGACGGAGGAUGUCAAAGUGGUGGAGGUGCUGUCCGAGUGCUGCCUGCUCUCCUACAUGGCUCGAGUGGAGAACCGGCUGGCCUUCCUCUUCCGGCUCAUCAACAUCAUCAACGUGCAGACCCUCACACAGGAGAACGUGAGCUGCUUGAACACCAGCCUGGUGAUCUUGAUGUUGGCCCGCCGCAAGUCCAAGCUGCCCUUCUACCUCAACGCCCUGCGGGAGAAGGAGUACGCCGUCAAGUUCCCGGGCUCCCUGCUCAACAACUUCCACAACCUGCUGCGCUUCUGGCAGCGCCACUACCUCAACAAGGACAAGGACAGCACCUGUCUGGAGAACAGCUCCUGCAUACCUUUUAGCUACUGGAAGGAGACGGUUUCUGUGCUGCUGGGCUCCGACAGAGCUGCUCUGUGUGCCAUUGCCAGCUACAUCGACGAGCCCUACAUGGAUCUGGACAAAGACCUGCUGGACGAUUGACCGCCGGGUCCCGCUCCACCAGAUCGGACAGUGCAAAAGGGGAUCGCAAGAAAACACAAUGGACACCUGCAGUUGGUGCUUUAACCCGCCGAGCUCACCGUCCAGACGCUCGAGAUUUUACCAGCCCCGUCUGCUGCGACGCACCUUCACACGUUGACUUGGCAGCAUGGCGGUGGCAUGUUUUUCUGCCCGGAAGUCAACGCUGUCCUUUUCUGCUCCCAUCAUCUUCCUCCGAGGAAGAGGUGGCUCGACGUACACGCCCACUGCGGCCACCUCCGUGGUCUGAUGACAAUGAAUGGACGAUUGGAAAGGACUGCGUUGGUUGUUUGCUUUAGAUUCAUGAGAAUAGAGCCUUUUUUUAUAUAUCCUUUACAAAUUCUAUGGAAAAUAUGUAUGAAUCCACAAAUGCAAGGAGAUGGUUCCCUUCACACAGAACCAGUUUGGAGUGAUCAGACUGACCUGAGGCUGAGGAAGUGAAGGUCUCGAUCAUGUUGGGGCUUCUCAUUCUGUUCCGCUCGACCAUGCGCCCGGGCUGGUUAGUUCUGACGAUCCAGCUUCUGUUCUGGUUUUAGAUCUGGAUCAACUGUUGAAUAAACUAUUGCACAGGUUUUGUUUUUUUUUGCUUUAUAUUUUAACAUGAUUUUGGAAAAAAGGUUUGAUUUUGUAAGAGAAUGUUUCAUUGUUGUAAGAUGCUUUGGGAUGAGAAUAAACUAUGCAGGCGCCCACGUCCUUGUUUCCCUCUGAUCGAGAACCCAAGAUGUGCUGUGUCCUGAGUCCAAAUGACCUUGUGCAGUACAGCUGUUUUUGAAAGGGAAAAAAGAACGCCUUCACUCUCCCUUGCAUUUGACGCAAUGACAAAAAAAAGGAACCUCCACAUUCUCAUGAAUUUUUUUUUUAGAACUGGGCUGAGUCCAGACACCCGUCCAAAGCAAGUUUUUUUUUACUUUAAAUUUUUUUUUUUUGCUCGCUGGGGUUGACUUGUGGACGAGGAAAGACACCUGCUGGACUGGUGAUGUUCUCAGGCGUGUGACCUGCUCCUGUCUUAAGUUUCCUGACAAUUUAGCUUUGACUCUUCUCGAUGGAACUUGUUGAAUCUGGGUGCAGGCACAGAGACAAAAAGAGCAAACAUCUUUCUCAUGUCUUUAUUUGAGGAAAGAAAUAAGAACAGGUCCUUGAGGUUUGCUCAGCUGUGGGUCCGGUUAAUCUAAUAAAUGCCUGGUUUGUUGCCCUUCCGUCUCAGUC
Messenger RNA from Synchiropus splendidus (mandarinfish), 3585 nucleotides. It is a transcript of the gene trpc4apa, whose product is annotated as transient receptor potential cation channel, subfamily C, member 4 associated protein a. Bases 19 to 2343 code for a protein of 774 amino acids. Gene Ontology annotation, molecular function: phosphatase binding. The transcript is spliced from 18 exons. Gene Ontology annotation, biological process: ubiquitin-dependent protein catabolic process. Gene Ontology annotation, cellular component: Cul4A-RING E3 ubiquitin ligase complex. Lineage: Eukaryota; Metazoa; Chordata; Actinopteri; Syngnathiformes; Callionymidae. The record is from RefSeq and is a predicted model, not a curated record.